AUGUCAGGAAAUAAUUUUGAAAUCACAAAAGAGAGGUUAAAGGAGUUUAAUGACAAUGGAUUUAUCAUUAUAAAAAACUUCUUUGAUGCUGAAGAAGUCCGAAAACUAAAGAAAUGCUUUGAAGAUACCGAAGAAGUUGUCAACAAUAAAAUGAGGGUAGAUGACAGUUUGGGACGAGAGGUUAAUCUGACGGUGUGGUGUCAUCCCGGAAAUGAUGUCACAGGAAUGGCAGCUAGAUCUGAAAAAGUGGUCAAUGCAGCGGAAAAGUUACUUGGAGGAGACGAAGUUUAUCAUUACCAUGGGAAGUUAAUCCAGAAAAAUGCCAAGUCAGGGGGAACUUUCUUGUGGCACCAAGACUACGGUUAUUGGUACAAAAAUGGAUGUCUCUUCCCAGAAAUGCUGACAGUGUUUGUGGCUUUGGAUAAGUGUGAAAAAAGUAAUGGCUGUUUGAAGGUUCUGAAGGGAUCACACAAAUGUGAUCGAAUUGACCACAGUAUGGUAGCUGGUCAGACAGCGGCAGACAUUGACAGAGUUAGAGAACUCAAAAAGAAACUGGACCUAGUAUAUGUAGAAUUAGACCCAGGGGACGCCCUGAUUUUCCACUGUAAUCUGCUUCACUGCAGCGGACCAAAUGAUUCCGACAGACGGCGAUGGGCGUACCUUAUGUGUUAUAAUACACGUCACAAUAACCCAGUCAAAGUUCACCAUCACCCCUGCUACACUCCUCUUACAAAGGUACCAAAUUCUGCCAUCAAAGAUUGUGAAAAUUAUACAGACUUUACUGGAAAGAAAUUUAUGGACCCGAAGGAAAGUUCAACUUCAAGGGCCAAAUAGAUAUGUCUUAUGUAUGAGAAGGAACACAUGUACUCAAAGUUUGCAAUAUAGAAGAAAACACUGGGAAAUAAAUUAUAUAGAAUAAUUCAAUAUUGAAGAGAGACUGGGAAAACAACAACAACAUUGAUAUUGUUUAUU
Molecule: messenger RNA, 972 nt
Organism: Saccostrea echinata
Lineage: Eukaryota; Metazoa; Mollusca; Bivalvia; Ostreida; Ostreidae
Product: L-proline trans-4-hydroxylase-like
Exons: 9
Coding region: 1-834 (277 amino acids)
Source: RefSeq, a predicted model, not a curated record